Messenger RNA from Camellia sinensis, 1555 nucleotides. Its product is annotated as stress response protein. NCBI's taxonomy places the organism in Eukaryota, Viridiplantae, Streptophyta, Magnoliopsida, Ericales, Theaceae. The record is from RefSeq and is a predicted model, not a curated record.
CCUUCCCUCUCAUCCGAACCCUAAACCUAAAUCUAAACCCUAAACCCUUCCAGACCCUUCGUGUUUUCUCUCUCUCCAUCUCAGAUCCUUCUCCUCUCUCUCUCUCUGUGUUUUUCGGCCUCUCUGUCUCUGUUAGCUUCCAUCUCUGCUGUUCCAUCUUUAUCUCUACCGAUCGUCCCUGCCUCUCUCUUCCCUCUGUCUUAUCUCUCUCUAAACCCUAAAUUCUAAACACUUUGGAUCUCUAUCUUCGAUCCAUCUGAGAAACCCGAAACCCUUGAAAUCGACUCCUUCACAUCGUCUUUCUGAUGGAGAAGAUCAAGACGAAGCACAAACAAACCGUAAGACGAAGCAGAUGAAGCCGAAACUCCUAAACCACACACAAACCCUAAGACGAAGCUUGAGAUUGCUGAAAUCCAUCACGCAUCUUGAAAUCCAGUUGAACAGAGUAAAAGACAAUGAUAAAAAGGAGAUUCUAUAGGCAUGAACAUGGAGAUAGAAAUAGUGACUCUGAUUCUUCUUCAUCUUCUUCAGACUCUGAACUAGAGGCGGAAGCCGCUGAAGAAACAGAGGCAGAGGAUGAUGUUGCAGAAGUUAAAGAAUACCGCCAAUCUCACUCUUCUUUCUCUGGAUACAAGAGUGAGGAUAGCACCUCGGCAAAUGAAGUUGAUGUUGACUCAUCAGGUUUACUAACAAAUGAUGAUAACAUUUUUGUCAAAAGCCAGUCAUCUAGUAAAAGAGAUGCUGGAAUUGUGGGUAGGCUGUCUAACACCGUGGCUGAAAAGGAUUCAGUCCUAUCUGAAGUAGACUGCAUCUUGAAAUGUAAAUCAGUUUUUAGGUGCAAACUUUGUCCAAGAAUUGUUUGCUUGUCAGAGGAGACUUUGAAGACUCAUCUAAAAUCCAAGAGACAUGCCCGAUCUGAAAAGUUACUUAGUGAAGGGAGGCUGAAGCUCGUGCUCAACAGUGAUGGGGAAAUUGAGGAAGAAGAAGAAGAUGGAGAGACUCAUGCAGAGAGGCAUGCUCGAAUUGUAGCUGCUACACAGAAUUCAGCCAACUCAAAGAAAAAAAAUAAAGGACGGCAAAGACAGAGGAAGAGGUUAAAGAAGAAGGAAAAGGGUAAAGAUAAAAAUUUGGAUAAAGCCAAACAAUUAACAAAGAGUCCAGCCAAGAAAAGGCGUAAAAGCAAGAUUUGAAGCAUGUGAUAAGCUUGUUGCAUUCUGUGAUCCAGUCCACCGAAGCAAAAAAUGAAACAAAGAAAUGGCGUGUUUGUUUCUGCUAAGAGAUGGUUGGUAGCACUUGUUUAAUUCUAGAUUUUGUUUUCACCUAGCACAUGCAAACUGGAUUACCUAAUAUGUCAAUUAUGUUAGUUUUGCUUUUUCAACCCUGCCGCGGUUCGUGUUUGUAAUUUUGUGUUGGUAUUGUCCUUUCGUGUUUACAGAGAAUUACAUUUUUGGCAAUACAAUUUUGGCUUUGGCAAAUUGACAAAAAAAUACUCGGUGUAUGUAUUUGAGUUGAUUCUUGGUGAAAAUUUAGCAUAUGUGUUUGAUACUUGUCAAUA